This is a messenger RNA of Homalodisca vitripennis (glassy-winged sharpshooter), 5769 nucleotides long. RefSeq names its product DNA-binding protein Ewg-like. The transcript is spliced from 13 exons. Gene Ontology annotation, biological process: regulation of transcription by RNA polymerase II. The coding region runs from base 364 to 1929 and encodes 521 amino acids. Gene Ontology annotation, molecular function: DNA-binding transcription factor activity, RNA polymerase II-specific; RNA polymerase II cis-regulatory region sequence-specific DNA binding. Lineage: Eukaryota; Metazoa; Arthropoda; Insecta; Hemiptera; Cicadellidae. Gene Ontology annotation, cellular component: nucleus. The record is from RefSeq and is a predicted model, not a curated record.
ACAUUAUGGCAAAUGGGGGAGGGGUAGUUGCUGAUCCUCAUCCUUCGCAAAGGAGGGUAUUGAUCGAUAGUAAUGGAUGGCAUUCUGUGUUUGUUAGUGGGUUGUCCAUACAAUACAGUGUUUCGUCUGGAAUUGUAAAAGUUAAUAUGACUAUUUUUGUUCUCAAUAACUUGAAGCAAAACACUGAAACAUGAAUUUCUCGUGAUAAUGAUUUACUCUUCUCGACACGCAGACAUUCCUAAAAACAUGAAAGGCUGCAUUUUCUCCUGCCGAUAGGAUUGAAGUUAUUUUUCUGUCAACUACAUACACUUUGGAUAAACCAUGAUGGUGAAGCUAGUUUCCAACAUUUGAGUCUCCAAUUAAAUGGGUGUGAAGAUGAUGGACACAACAGCCCCGGAACCUCUGACGCUGUCUGAUGACAAUGACGAUGAUGGCGAUGAUGGCUGCAUGUCAUCACAGAGCUCGGACUAUGGUGAUGACGGGGACAUGAUGACGUCCGGUAUGCCGGACGAGGUCACCGCACAGCUGGCGGCCGCAGGUUGGCUAAAUCAGCGCACGGAUGGUCCAGUGGGAAUGGCAGCAGCUGCAGCCAUUAUGUCUGCAAAGAAAAGAAAAAGACCACACUCUUUUGAAACUAAUCCUUCCAUCAGAAAACGCCAACAAAACAGACUUCUACGCAAGCUAAGACAAACAAUAGAUGAGUUUGCUACACGUGUGGGACAGCAGGCCGUGGUGCUGGUAGCCACCCCUGGCAAGCCCAGCAAUAGCUACAAGUGCUUUGGUGCAAAACCUCUAGAAGACAUUGUGAAGAAUCUGCGCACCAUGAUUAUGGAGGAGCUAGAGACAGCCUUGGCUCAGCAGGCUCCACCUCCUGUACAGGAUGACCCAUCACUCUAUGAGUUGCCUCCUCUUGUCAUAGAUGGUAUACCCACCCCAGUUGAGAAGAUGACACAAGCGCAGCUUCGCGCUUUUAUACCUCUUAUGCUGAAAUAUUCCACUGGGCGUGUAAAACCAGGCUGGGGGAGAGAGUCAACCAAGCCUCCCUGGUGGCCAGCUGGACUGCCCUGGGCCAAUGUGCGCAUGGAUGCUCGGUCUGAGGAAUCCAAGCACAAGAUCUCAUGGACACACGCUCUGCAGCAGAUAGUCAUCAACUGUUACAAGUACCAUGGGCGUGAAGACCUGUUACCAGGGUUCAACGAGGAAGAGGACAAGAACGGUGCAGUGGCAGGUGGAGGUGCUGGUACAGGAGCUGUGGGGGUUAUACGUCUGCACAAGGCAGAGACUCCUCCCACCACCUCACCGCUGGACACUACCAACCAGGUGGCUGCUCAGUAUACCCCAACGAUGCUCCAGACCAUCAGCAACCCCGAUGGCACCCUCAGUAUCAUCCAAGUGGAUCCCAGCAACCCUAUCAUCACACUGCCCGAUGGCACCACAGCUCAUGUCCAGGGGGUUGCCACAAUACAUACAGGCCAUGGGGAGACUGGUGCAAUACACGCAAUCCAUACAGGGGAGGGAGGAGGGGUGGCAGUUGAUCUCAGUAAUGUGACAGAAGCAACCCUCAACCAGGAUGGCCAGUUGAUUCUAACAGGAGACGAUGGCCAGAGUUAUCCAGUGUCAGUGUCUGGCAUGAUCACAGUACCAGUUAGUGGGGGAGGCGGCAUGUACCAGACCGUGAUGGCUAACAUACAGCACAUCCAGGCAGGCAGUGACGGCACCAUGCAGGUUAUCACUCCGCUUUGUCAUGUCCCCAAGGUGGAGCCAACGUCUGGAGAGCAAGAUGGGGUGGAAACCAUCACACACCAGCUGGUGAACAUUGCAGGUGAACCGCAGAUGUUGCAGGUGUUAUCACUCAAGGACUCCGCUGCCCUUAGUAAAGCUAUCGUCACAUCAGACAACAAGGACUCUCCUACAAUUACUGGAGAUUAAUUAAUCUGAUUUUAUAAGUCUGAAUGCAACACAUCUGCCAGUGAAGAAGACUCUAUAAAAGAUUACAACGUUCAAGAAUUUGGCCAAGUUUUUGUACAAGAUGUUAACAGUUAAACUGCAUCCUUCAGGUUAAAGAAAUCUGUGUUUAUCAUAAUUAUCUGACAACAUGUUUUCAUCUUUUUCUCAACUGCUGAAAAUGUUGUUAAGGUAUUGCCAAUUAGUGGGAUUUUUUAGCUUUUAUUUAGUCAUAUUUAUUUAAUAAGUAACAAAAAUAACUAAAAAGGUUUUCUUAACUCUAGAGGUAUCCUUUCUCAUAAGUUGUGUAAGUUGCUCUAUUGCAAUUUGUAUUAUGUCACAAUGUGACAAUCAGGACUUGCCAGCAAAAAUCACUUUUUCAUUUCUAUUUCAUUACAUAUUGUAUGUUAUGCCAAUUGAAAGCCAAUAAGUCAUUGUUCGUAUUUAGAAGUUCAUGGAGUUAUUCUAUCCUGUACAGGUGCCAGUCCAUAAUUUUUUAAGGAUUUUGUUGGAACUCUUAACAACUUAGCUAAUUCAUUAGUAAUCAUUUGUCCAAUAAUUUUUUUGAUAGUUUCUUUUGUUUUGUAUAUUAGAAUUUUACAAGUAAUUUAGUUGUGUGUGUAGGAAAUGUAAUAUUGUAUUCAACAAAGCCAUAAUACUGCAUAUAAUUUUGUUUAUACUACUUAGGGAUAAACCUUGACUAUAAACGUUUAAAACAAUUGCAGCAUUCUUAGUUAUCAAUUGUAUUGUUGAAGGGAACAGUCCAAAAAUAUCAAAAGAGAUAUACCAAAAGUAAAUAAACACAAUAGCUGUUCAAGAAUUGGUAAAGAUGUUUGCAGUGUUUAAAUGUAAUAAAAGAAGCUAGAGGUGUCUCAAAAGUUGUGUAUUUUAGCACACUUACAGUACUGUACUUGAAGUUUGAAUUGAAUAAUAUCAAUAACACAAAAUUUAAGUAGCAAUAUCUCCAAAUUUGAGUUGAUUGUAGAUGUUGUAUAUUGAUUCCCUGAAGGUGGGGCCGAUAUCAACCAGUACUUGAUACACAUAUGUAAAUACUCAGAUACAAAAUCUAUAAAGAAAGCAGCAUUAAAGCAUACCAUGUCUCAACUAAAUGAUUAGCAAGACAUAGUAUGAACUAAAAACAUCUUCAUUCUUUCUCUAAAAAUGGAACCGGUCAGGAUCAACAGUGACAACUAAGAUGUAGGGUAAUAUAAUGAUAACUUAAGAUGUAGGUAGAAUCAAAUUUUUCUAUAAAAUUAUCUAAUAAUUAAUUUAUUGGUUGGCUAAUUGACUCUCUGAGAUCCAGAAGAUUAUCUGUGGAGGUGAAGAAUAUAAUUUAUUGUUCAUCAAAAUCACCAGUGGUCCAGAGGAGUAAUGUUUUUAUAGCUAUUAAUGUAUUUGCAUAGUGCAUCUACACUUAACAUUGACAAAAUUUAUGCAGUAACAAUUUUGAUUAAAGAAAUUUACUCUUAAUCCUUUACGUGUCUUGAGUUACAUAUCAUUAUAUUUUGAUGAAAAUAAAGCAGAAACUACUUACACAUUCCUUAAAAACAAAUGUGUUGUAAAUAAACAAUAUUAAGUCACUUUUAUAAUCUUUUAAUUUUUCAAAUUAGACAAAUCUUGAGUAAAAGAUUAAACAAUUUUAUUUUUCUUUGAAUGAACUGUCCCAUUUUCUAUUACUAACACCGCAUUCACUCACAAACUCUAUUAUUAUUAUGUAUAAUUUUAAUCUAUUGCCCAAGUCCUUAUGAUCAUUACUCAUGCAGUGUCAGUGUGGACCCGGACUCACAACAUUAAUGUGAUCUCGGAUUUUCAAUGUACUAUUUGGUAGUAGUUACCUAUUUAACCUGUCAGAUUAUGAACCAUAUAUUUUCUGCAGAUCUUUUGAGUAAGCAAUAAUAAACACCACAUUUGUAAGCAGUUUUAAUUUAUUGGUAGUAUUUUUCUGUUGCUUGAAUUUGUUUGAUAAAACUAUUUGAUUCAAACUUCAGGCAUCUUUACUUCGCUACAUUUUCAAGUACAGGGUGAGCCAGUCAAACCGGCGAUUUUUAAUGAGGUGUAAUGACUUGACCUGCAUAUUGGAAAAAUCAUUUAAUACUAAAAAUCUAAAGUACACAACUGGAAAUUUAGUUUAAACUCACCCAAACGUGAUUUACAGUUUACUUUUUAAAAAUUGUGUCACUUAAGUGAUGCCCAUUAGAAUUUAGACAUUGAUCCAGUCUUGAACGAAAGUUAUCCAUAGUGUCUCGGAGCAUUCUCAAAGGAAUAGCAUUCACUUCAUCACGAAUUCGUUGCUUCAGAUCCAUUACAGAUGCUGGUCGGGUUUCAAAAACUUUUGCUUUUAAAUAACCCCACAGGAAAUAAUUGCAUGUGGAGAGAUCUGGCGAUCGUGGUGGCCAAGAAAUGUCCCCAUUCCUGCUGAUAAGACGAUUCGGGAUCAAAGCUGACAGUUCAUUCAUAACCACUCUUGCCGUAUGACUGGUAGCUCCAUCUUGUUGGAAAAACGUUUGUUCAUUCACUGGAAAGUUUUGAAGUGUAGGAACAAAAAAGUGUUGCAGCAUAUAAAGAUAACGCUGUGAGUUAACUGUAAUUGCAUUCCCAUUAUCGUCCUCAAAGAAAUAUGGGCCAAUUAUUCCUCUUGACGAUAUCACACACCACACAGUGACCUUAGCUGAGUGGAGAGGCCUUUCAUGCAUGGAUUGAGGAUUAUCUGGUGCCCAAUACCGGAAAUUUUGUUUAUUUACAAACCCGCUCAGAUUAAAGUGCGCUUCAUCACUCAUCCAAAGAUUAUGGAUGAGCUCUGGUUCAUCCUCAAUCAACUGUAACAUUUGCUCACAAAAAUGCAACCGAACACCAUAAUCUUGUACGGCAGAUGGCGUCGGGCAGAUCGACCUGAACUUCUUUCCACUGCUGUGCGCACUGCAUUCACAUUCUCAGGUGUUCGCACUGUUUUCAUUGAUCCGCCUUUGUUUUGGUUGUUGAACCUGACGAUUCAAAAUUCUGAAUCCAGCCUUUAAUAGCGUGGGCUGAUGGCACAGGAGCACGAGGAGGCAGGCGGAAAUGACAGCGAAAAGCACGUUGAGCACCGACGUAACUUUCACCGCCAGUGUAAAAGGCUUUAACAGCGAACGCACGCUCUUCACCGGACCAACGCUGCAUGGUGACUAAACUUCCCAGUAGGGAGGACAAGAAUAGCGGUGACCUUCACUUCUCCCCCCUCCCAUCACGCAGCCGGACUCGUCUACAAAUCGCCCGUUUCACUGGCGCACCCUGUACUUGCUUGCUUCUAAAAUUUCAGAGACAUUGUGUACUUUACAAGAACUCUGCCAAGUUGACAAGAGUUCCUAAGCAAGUUAAAAUCCCUUUUACAUAAUUGUAUUUGUUCUAGAAUUUAUUGUACAGAAGGUAUUAUCUCAUGUACAUUUGAGUGUAUGUACUGUGUUUGUGUCCAUAAUAGUUUAUAUGCUAUUUUCUAAUUAUACUAGUCAUACUAGUCAAAUGGCUGGCUCCAUCAGUCACCGGUUUUAUUAACCGACAGCCUAUUUUACAAAAUGACAUACACUGUCUUUGUACCUUAUAUAUCCUAUUUAUUUUACACUUUAGACCCAAUUGUAUUAUAUUUAUUUAGAGUAGAUGUUAUAUUUAUAAAUAAUGUAGGAUUCUGUGUAAUGACAAUUAAAUAAUGUUCUUAGUUGAUAAUAAUCUCUAACUAAACUGUAUUAUGAUUGUGGUAAAAUCAAGUUUGAUUUGAAUUCAUAUUGAAAUAUUGUUAAAUGACACGGGUCCAAUGGAACGUAUACAUGAAGAUAGACUUGUUAUUAAAUGCUA